This is a messenger RNA of Puccinia graminis f. sp. tritici CRL 75-36-700-3, 441 nucleotides long. RefSeq lists its product as uncharacterized. The record is from RefSeq and is a predicted model, not a curated record. Lineage: Eukaryota; Fungi; Basidiomycota; Pucciniomycetes; Pucciniales; Pucciniaceae. The coding region runs from base 1 to 441 and encodes 146 amino acids. The transcript has a single exon.
AUGUCCACGAGAGUGAAAAACUGUACCAUUAUCUGCAGUGCCAUCCUACAGCUCUUCCUACCGGCCUCUGCCAUGGAGGGUGCUGGUGGCCUAGUGGUUAUAUCUAACUGUCUCUACGAAGGAUGCCGAAAGAAAUGCCACGUGUUGCCAGACACUUUGGUUAGACAAUACCGCUUCCCAUUGGAAGGAGAGUGUGGCCCUUACUUUGAUGGACAAUCUUGGAAACACUGUCACAAUAUCCGCCGCAAGAUUUACUUCCGAUGUGGUACUUGUGCAAGACUUCAUUACACAAACUGGACGAUGGUGAGAGUAGUCACAGGAGAAGACUGCUGGAUUAAGCCUCACCUCACCUUGGACAAAGUGCCCAUCAAACCUCCAGAACUCGAUCUCAUCGCUCAUUUCAGUGGUCAAGGCUCUUCCUCAGCAGGCCCAUCAACCUAA